GGAGAAGCAGCAACGGCUGCUCUACUUCCUUCCCAUCUCGCACUUGGGACAUGCCCGGCCAGCAGAAAGCAGCUCCAUAGGGGAGGAGAGCCACGGAGAAUCUCACAGCUGCAGUCUAAUAGUAACACAGAGGAUUCAGCAGUGGCCACCAUGGGUUCUGUGAAUUCCAGAGGUCACAAGGCGGAAGCCCAGGUGGUGAUGAUGGGCUUGGACUCUGCGGGCAAGACGACGCUCCUUUACAAGCUGAAGGGCCACCAGCUGGUGGAGACCCUGCCCACUGUUGGUUUCAACGUGGAGCCUCUGAAAGCUCCUGGGCACGUGUCACUGACUCUCUGGGACGUUGGGGGGCAGGCUCCGCUCAGAGCCAGCUGGAAGGACUAUCUGGAAGGCGCAGAUAUCCUUGUGUAUGUGCUAGACAGCACAGAUGAAGCCCGCUUACCCGAGUCGGCGGCUGAACUCACAGAAGUCCUGAAUGACCCCAACAUGGCUGGCGUCCCCUUCUUGGUGCUGGCCAACAAGCAGGAGGCACCUGGUGCACUUCCGCUGCUUAAGAUCAGAAACAGUCUGAGUCUAGAGAGAUUCCAGGACCACUGCUGGGAGCUCCGGGGCUGCAGUGCCCUCACUGGGGAGGGGCUGUCCGAGGCCCUGCAGAGCCUGCGGAGCCUCCUGAAAUCUCGCAGCUGCGUGUGUCUGCAGGCGAGAGCCCGUGGGGCUGAGCGCGGAGAUAGCUAGAGAUCUUGAUCCAGACAGAGCAGCAUAUCUUUACUCAUACAAACUAGAAGAACCAGCUGAUCCUUGAGAAAUUUACGCUCAGUCUAUCAAACAAGAAAUGCUGGCUUGGCCCGGUGGCUCAUGCCUGUAAUCCCAGCACUUUGGGAGACCACGGUGGGGGAAUCCCUCUAGCCCAGGAGUUGGAGAGCAACAUCACAAGACCCCAUUUCUACUAAUAAUCAAAAAAUUGGCGGGGCAUAGUGGCGUGUGCCUGUAGUCCCAGCUACUUGGGAGGCUGAGGCAGGAGAAUCGCUUGAGCCGGGGAGGUAGAGGUUGCAGUGAGCCAGGAUCGCGCCACUGCACUCCAGUCUGGGCGAGAGAGUGAGACCCUGUCUCAAUAAUAAUAAUGAUGAUACUCUAAGAAAAAAAAUCUCACCAUACUUCAUUUAAUAGCUCAUUACCAAGUUUGAAUGAAGCAAUAUAUCAUAAUAGAGUAGCCACAGGUUGCAUAAUAAUAGAGACCUAAAUUCUCAAAUAGGGAAAGAGGUUUUAAAAUCAAAUUUGAGGCCAGGUGCAGUGGCUUAUGCCUGUAAUCCCAGCACUUUGGGUGGCUGAGGCGGGCAGAUUACUUGAGGCCAGGGGUUCAAGACCAGCCUGGCCAACAUGGUGAAACCCCAUCUCUACUGAAAAUACAAAAAUUAGGCAUGGCGUUGCAUGCCUGCAGUCCCAGCUACUCAGGAGGUUGAGGCAGAAGAAUUGCUUGAACCCAGGAAGUGGAGGUUGCCGUGAGCCGAGAUUGUGCUGCUGCACUCCAGCCUGGGUGGAAAAGACAGGCUGUGUCUCCAAAAAGAAAAAAAAAAAGUCAAAUUCAAAUAUCAUCUGGACAUGUCACAAUGGAUCACAGAUCCUUAUGAGUGAUUUUCCCCAGUGGCCCCUGGGGAUGUGCCAUUGUCGCUUGGAAGGCAAGCUAGGCAGGGCCCAUACAACAGCAGGGGCCUGCAGGUUAGACAUUCCCUGCCCUGGGACGCUCACCCCUGGACAAGAGCCUGGAAGUUCACACCAUCCAAAAUUUAUCCUUUUUUUUUUCUGAUGCUAAUUAGCCUCUCCCGAUUUUAUGACAUCUUGUGUUGAUCUUUUUCAAAAACUCAUUUUCCUUUUUAUUCCUUCUCUUUUCUCAUUCUUGUAGCACAUAUCUUUCCUUAAAGAUCAGAUCAAUAAAAUAUUUUAUUUAUUCACUAAUUU
Molecule: messenger RNA, 1953 nt
Organism: Pongo pygmaeus (Bornean orangutan)
Lineage: Eukaryota; Metazoa; Chordata; Mammalia; Primates; Hominidae
Gene: ARL11
Product: ARF like GTPase 11
Exons: 2
Coding region: 151-732 (193 amino acids)
Molecular function (GO): GTPase activity; GTP binding
Source: RefSeq, a predicted model, not a curated record